This is a messenger RNA of Fonsecaea erecta, 1014 nucleotides long. RefSeq lists its product as hypothetical. The record is from RefSeq and is a predicted model, not a curated record. The transcript has 4 exons. Lineage: Eukaryota; Fungi; Ascomycota; Eurotiomycetes; Chaetothyriales; Herpotrichiellaceae. The coding region runs from base 1 to 1014 and encodes 337 amino acids.
AUGUUUGAUCCCAGACAACAACAGCAACGACAACAUUCUCCCGGACACACCGCCGCAGCCAUGAUCAAAGUCGCCGUGGUCGGCACCAACGGGUUGGCGCAGUACAUUGCCCACAGCAUCGCGGCGCAGACCUCCCAUCAGUUUAUCAUUCUAUCUCGAAGGUCCCGGUCUGACGGCAAGAGGUUGGCAAGUACUUCAGGUAAGUUGGUCAGCUCGUCUUUCAUCACGUACCACGUCGUCGACUACUCCAACCCUACCGACCUCAAGUUCAAACUAGCUGGGGUCGACACGGUCAUCUCGACCGUCAGUGGCAAUGCCCAACUGGCGCUGAUUGACGCGGCGGCCGCAGCCCAUGUACGUCGCUUUGUGCCCUCCGAGUUUGGUGGACCCCCCUCUCUGCGCCCCCAGAAUGAUCUACUCGACAACGGGCGCCGUGCCGCCAUUCUUCGGCUCCACCAGCAUGAACCUUCCGGCAUGCGCUUCACCGUCUUUACGUGCGGCGUCCUCUACGAGAGAUUCGCCCCUGGGGGGAUGGCGGCCUCACAAAUCGGGCUGCGAAGUAACAUCGGCCAGGAAGGGGACUAUCUGAUGGACUUUCGCCGAAGACGGGCACAGGUCCCCUACCUCAACAGCGCCGGACAGCCGGCAACAAUCUGCAUGACGUCGGCUGCUGAUGUUGCCCGGUUUGUGGUCGCCGCCUUGGACUUGGCUUCGUGGCCCAGAGAGUUCCGCCUGCGCGGUGAGCGACUGAGUGUACGAGAUGUCGUUGCCAUUGCCGAGGAGAUCCAAGGCCGGCCGUUUGAGGUCUCGGGCCAUACGAGGAGUUCGUUGCAAGAUGCAUUGACCUACGCCCGAGCCGUCGGAGACCACGCACGAGAGACUCGCGUGCAUCACUUGAUCACCACUGCCGAAGGUCGCUACGACUUCGUCAACACCAAUCUCAACCAGCUGGUGGCGGUGCAACCGGAGAGCUUUCGCGACUGGUUGUUGCGCGUAUGGUCGUCGGCCACCUGA